Molecule: messenger RNA, 504 nt
Organism: Piliocolobus tephrosceles (Ugandan red Colobus)
Lineage: Eukaryota; Metazoa; Chordata; Mammalia; Primates; Cercopithecidae
Gene: CATSPERH
Product: catsper channel auxiliary subunit eta
Exons: 3
Coding region: 71-421 (116 amino acids)
Source: RefSeq, a predicted model, not a curated record
GCUGCUUUUCCUGGGCAGGGCCUGCUUGCUCCAGCUCUCAAGUCUGACUUGCAUCUACGCUGUGGGCAAGAUGCGGCUGCGAGACCGCGUCGCCACAUUCUUCUUCCCAAAAGGCAUCGUGCUCACCAUGGCUGCACUGAUGCUCUUCUUCUUACACCUGGGCAUCUUCAUCAGCGACGUGCACAACUUCUGCAUCACCCACCACUACGACCGCAUGAGCUUUCAAUACACGUUCGUCCUGAUGUUCUCCCAGGUGAUCAGCAUCUGCUGGGCCACCAUGGGGUCACUCUAUGCUGAGAUGACAGAAAACAAGUACAUCCGCUGCUCUGCCCUGACCAUCCUGAUGCUCAACGGAGCCAUGUUCUUCAACCAUCUGUCCUUGGAGUUUCUGGCCAUCGAGUACCGGGAAGAGAACCACUGAGGCCUGGGGAGUCGGAACAGGGCUGAGGAGGCUGAACAAAAAGGCUGCCUCGGGCGUUUUAAUAAAGUUGUUGUUUAUUUCCA